Messenger RNA from Vitis vinifera (wine grape), 5248 nucleotides. RefSeq lists its product as uncharacterized. The record is from RefSeq and is a predicted model, not a curated record. NCBI's taxonomy places the organism in Eukaryota, Viridiplantae, Streptophyta, Magnoliopsida, Vitales, Vitaceae. The coding region runs from base 43 to 5022 and encodes 1659 amino acids. The transcript is spliced from 14 exons. Gene Ontology annotation, molecular function: protein serine/threonine kinase activity; ATP binding. Gene Ontology annotation, biological process: recognition of pollen; protein phosphorylation.
GGUUACUGCAGAAGGGGUGUCAUUCUUCCUUGUGGGGUAUCGAUGGAGGGCUUUGCAACACUUGUACUUGUCUUCUCCAUCUUAAGAGUCUCCAUUGCAGUCGAUACAUUGACUGUAAAUCAAAUAAUUACAGAUGGUGAGACCAUAACUUCAGCUGGUGGGAGCUUUGAGCUGGGUUUCUUCAGUCCGGAUAGUUCCAGGAACCGAUACGUGGGGAUAUGGUACAAGAAAGUGGCUACUAGGACAGUUGUAUGGGUUGCCAACAGACAAAUCCCACUCACUGCUUCAUCCGGAAUUUUGAAGGUCACCGACCGGGGAACUCUUGUCAUUCUCAAUGGUACUAAUACCACAAUUUGGUCUUCUAAUUCAUCACGACCAGCACAGAAUCCAAAUGCUCAGCUUCUGGACUCUGGAAAUCUUGUCAUGAAAAACGGAAAUGAUAGUGACUCAGAAAAUUUCCUGUGGCAGAGUUUUGAUUAUCCAUGUAAUACUCUUCUACCAGGCAUGAAAUUUGGACGGAACAGAGUGACGGGGCUGGAUCGGUACCUGUCAUCAUGGAAGACCACUGAUGACCCCUCUAUAGGUAAUUUCACAUAUCGGCUUGAUCCUGGUGGAUCUCCACAACUACUGGUGAGGAAUGGUUCAACUGUGACCUUCCGCUCUGGACCAUGGAAUGGUCUACGGUUCAGUGGUUUUCCUCAAUUAAGGCCAAACUCUGUUUAUAGCUAUGCUUUCAUUUUUAAUGACAAGGAGACGUAUUAUACUUUUGAGCUUGUCAACAGCUCAGUCAUUACGAGGCUGGUGUUAAGUCCUGAAGGCUACGCUCAGCGAUUCACAUGGAUUGAUCGAACCAGUGAUUGGAUCCUCUACUCAUCCGCACAGACAGAUGACUGCGACAGUUAUGCAUUGUGUGGUGUGUAUGGCAUCUGUGAGAUCAACCGUUCUCCCAAAUGUGAGUGUAUGAAAGGGUUUGAGCCAAAGUUCCAGAGCAAUUGGGACAUGGCGGAUUGGUCAGAUGGAUGUGUUCGGAGUACUCCAAUGGUUUGUCAGAAGAGUAACGGGUUUUUAAAGUACUCUGGUGUGAAAUUGCCCGACACCCGCAACUCCUGGUUUAAUGAAAGCAUGAACCUUAAGGAAUGUGCAUCCCUGUGCUUGGGGAACUGCUCUUGCACUGCUUAUACAAAUUCAGAUAUCAGAGGAGGAGGAAGUGGAUGCUUGCUCUGGUUUGGUGACUUGAUUGAUAUCAGAGAGUACACUGAAAACGGGCAAGAUUUCUAUAUAAGGAUGGCUAAAUCAGAAUUAGAUGCUUUUGCAAUGACAAAUAGCGGUUCCAAAGGGGCGAAGCGGAAGUGGGUCAUUGUCAGCACCGUGUCAAUUGUGGGAAUCAUUCUCCUAAGCCUGGUCCUGACCUUGUAUGUCCUGAGGAAGAAGAGGCUAAGGAGAAAAGGAGCAGAAAUCAAUGAAAGAGAGGAAGAUCUAGAGUUACCAUUAUUUGACUUGGAUACAAUUUUGAAUGCCACUGAUAACUUUUCAAACGACAAUAAGCUUGGAGAGGGUGGUUUUGGACCCGUCUAUAAGGGUAUGUUGCAAGAUGGAAAAGAAAUAGCUGUGAAAAGGCUGUCAAAAGAAUCUAGACAAGGACUUGAUGAGUUUAAAAAUGAAGUUACACACAUAUCCAAACUUCAGCACCGAAAUCUUGUGAAGCUUCUAGGAUGCUGCAUUCAUGGGGAAGAGAAGAUGCUGAUCUACGAAUACAUGCCCAACAAAAGUUUGGAUUUCUUCAUUUUUGAUGGAAUGCAAAGCUUGGUAUUAGAUUGGCCUAAACGCUUUGUCAUUAUCAAUGGUAUUGCUCGUGGGCUUCUUUAUCUUCAUCAAGACUCCAGGCUCAGAAUAAUCCAUAGGGAUCUUAAAGCAGACAAUGUUUUACUUGAUAAUGAGAUGAACCCAAGAAUUUCAGACUUUGGCAUGGCUAGAAGUUUUAGAGGAAAUGAAUCUGAAGCAAGAACAAAACGGGUCGUUGGAACAUAUGGUUACAUGUCUCCAGAAUAUGCCAUCGAUGGAGUGUACUCAAUAAAAUCAGAUGUUUUUAGCUUUGGGGUUUUGGUGCUAGAGAUUGUAACUGGGAAGAGAAACAGAGGAUUUAACCACCCGGAUCACGCCCUUAAUCUUCUUGGGCAUGCAUGGACACUCUAUAUGGAAGGUAAGCCUUUGGAACUGAUUGAUGCAUCCAUGGGGGACUCCUGUAAUCAAUCUGAAGUGCUACGUGCUCUCAAUGUGGGACUAUUAUGCGUACAACGUAGUCCAGAUGAUCGACCAAGCAUGUCUUCUGUGGUUCUGAUGUUGAGUAGUGAGAGUGCAUUACAUCAGCCUAAAGAGCCUGGUUUUUUCACUGAAAGAAACAUGCUGGAAGGAAGUUCUUCAGCAAGCAAGCAUGCAAUUUUUUCUGGCAAUGAACACACCAUUACAUUAAUAGAGGGUCGAGGGAAAGGAAACUAUAGGGAGACUUGGAAAGCACCUAAAAUCUCAGGCAUUCUUCAUCUAGGAACAACUAUGGAUUCUCUUACAACAGUCGUAUUCAUCUUCUCCAAUGUAUUUUCCCUCUUAAGAAUCUCCACUGCAGUAGACACCAUAACUGUAAAUCAACACAUUAGAGAUGGAGAGACCAUCACUUCAGCGGGUGGGACCUUUGAAUUGGGUUUCUUCAGUCCAGGUAAUUCUGAGAAUCGAUACUUGGGGAUAUGGUACAAGAAAGCGUCUACGAAGCCUGUGGUAUGGGUUGCCAACAGAGAGAGUCCACUAACUGAUUCAUCAGGAGUUUUGAGGGUCACUCAUCAGGGAAUUCUUGUUGUUGUCAACGGUAUUAAUAGAAUUCUUUGGAAUUCUAAUUCAUCUCGUUCUGCACAGAAUCCAAAUGCUCAGCUUUUGGAAUCUGGAAAUCUUGUUAUGAAAAAUGGCAAUGACAGUGACCCAGAAAACUUCCUAUGGCAGAGUUUUGAUUAUCCAUGCGAUACUCUUCUACCAGGCAUGAAGCUUGGAAGAAACACAGUAACAGGCCUGGAUUGGUACCUGUCAUCAUGGAAGAGUGCUGAUGACCCUUCUAAAGGUAAUUUUACUUAUGGGAUUGAUCCUAGUGGACUUCCACAACUGGUUUUGAGGAAUGGUUUAGCUGUAAAGUUUCGUGCUGGACCAUGGAAUGGUAUUCGAUUGAGUGGGUUACCUCAAUUAACCAAAAACCCUGUUUAUACAUAUGAUUAUGUUGCUAAUGGAAAGGAGAUAUAUAUUAUUUAUUAUCUUGUUAAAAGCUCUAUUAUUAUGAGGCUUGUGUUAACUCCUGAAGGUAAAGCACAGAGGUUCACAUGGGCAGAUGAAAAAAAUGAAUGGACUCUUUAUUCAACUGCACAGAAGGAUGACUGUGACAGUUAUGCAUUAUGUGGUGCAUAUGGAAUCUGUAAGAUUGACCAAUCUCCCAACUGUGAGUGUAUGAAAGGAUUUAGGCCAAAGUUCCAAAGCAAAUGGGACACGGCAGAUUGGUCAGAUGGAUGCGUUCGAAGUACUCCACUGGAUUGUCGGAAGGGUGAUGGAUUUGUAAAGUACUCUGGUGUGAAACUUCCAGACACGCGGAACUCCUGGGUUCAUGAAAGCAUGAACCUCAAGGAAUGUGCAUGGAUGUGCUUGAGGAACUGCUCUUGCUCUGCUUAUGCAAAUUCAGAUAUCAGAGGAGGAGGAAGUGGAUGCUUGCUCUGGUUUGAUGACUUGAUUGACAUCAGGGACUUCACUCAAAAUGGGCAAGACUUCUAUGUAAGGAUGCCUGCAUCAGAAUUAGAAGCUUCUUCAAGCCUAAAUAGCAGCUCCAAGAAGAAGAAAAAGGAGGUCAUGGUCGUCUCUAUAUCAAUUACUAUAUCAAUUAUAGGAAUAGUUCUUUUAAGUCUUAUCCUGACCUUGUAUGUGCUCAAGAAGAGGAAGAAGCAGCAAAAGAGAAAAGGAUACAUGGAACACAAUUCAGACGGAGGUGAAAAAAUUGAAGGCCAGGAGCAUCUAGAGUUACCAUUAUUUGACUUGGAUAUAUUAUUGAAUGCCACCAAUUACUUUUCUAGUGACAAUAAGCUUGGAGAGGGUGGUUUUGGACCUGUCUACAAGGGAAUAUUGCAAGGGGGACAAGAAAUAGCAGUGAAGAUGUUGUCAAAAACUUCUAGACAAGGAAUAAAAGAGUUCAAAAAUGAAGUUGAAUCCAUUACAAAACUUCAGCAUCGAAAUCUUGUAAAGCUUCUUGGAUGCUGCAUCUAUGGUAGAGAAAGGAUGUUGAUCUAUGAAUACAUGCCCAACAAAAGCUUGGACUUGUUCAUUUUUGAUCAAAUGCGAAGCGGGACACUAGAUUGGCUUAAGCGCUUCCUCAUUAUCAAUGGGAUCGCUCGAGGCCUUCUUUAUCUUCAUCAAGAUUCCAGACUCAGGAUAAUCCAUAGAGAUCUCAAAGCAGAAAACAUUUUACUAGACAAUGAAAUGAGCCCCAAAAUUUCAGACUUUGGAAUAGCAAGAAGUUUUGGAGGAAAUGAAACUGAAGCAAACACAACAAGAGUGGCUGGAACAUUAGGUUAUAUGUCUCCAGAGUAUGCAAGUGAAGGAUUGUAUUCUACAAAAUCCGAUGUUUUUAGCUUUGGUGUUUUGGUACUAGAGAUUGUAAGUGGGAAGAGAAAUAGAGGAUUUAACCACCCAGACCACGACCUUAAUCUUCUUGGGCAUGCAUGGACACUCUUUAUAGAAGAUCGGUCUUCCGAAUUUAUUGAUGCAUCAAUGGGGAACAUUUGCAAUCUAUCUGAAGUGCUGCGUUCAAUCAAUUUGGGUCUAUUAUGUGUGCAACGUUUCCCAGAGGAUCGACCAAGCAUGCAUUAUGUGGUUCUGAUGUUGGGUGGUGAGGGUGCACUACCUCAGCCUAAAGAGCCUUGUUUCUUCACUGAUAAGAAUAUGAUGGAAGCAAAUUCUUCCUCUGGUACUCAACCUACCAUCACACUGUUGGAAGCUCGAUAGAAGAUGCUUCAUGUUGAGGUUUUGUUGUCUUUAGACCUGUGACUUCAACUACUUUUGGCAACUUUUCUCAACCACACUACUUAGUUUCCAACAAAAGACUCAUUUAAGAUGUUAUCAGGUGAUUGGUUUUUGCUGCUGCUUUUUGUAUGGAUGAUAAUAGUUAUUCGUAGCAUAUAAGUUCAAUAAUAGAAGUUGACCAUAUAAUGAAAACUAUUCUUUUCAAAAA